AUGGAGAAAACAAAUCCUAGCCGUGUGAACAAAGAGGCAAGGAAGACAAGAGCUAUACUUUCCUCUCAAGCUGCAGAGGCAGAAAGUUCAGACUCGUCUAUCCAAGCCGAAGUAAGAACAAAACAGCGUAAUGAUAGACCAUCUGCCGCUGAAAAACAAACAGGAAAGAGGAAAUCAGUGGAACAAGGGGAAGGUAGUCGGGCUGAAAGAGCAUCAAAGAGAAAAACUACAGGAAAAAAUCCAUGCACAGAUGAGGGUGAAACAGUAGAGAAACAACAAAAAAUGUGGAAUACAAGAAUGAGCCCGAAUAUUGUGGCUGAGUUUGUUCAACAGCUGACUAAUGAACAGAAAAGGGCUGUGGAGGAGAUCGGUUUUGGAGGGAUAUUACACCUCCAACUAACAAAGAGUGAAGGCCCUCUAAUGAAGUACUUGAUUAGGCAGUUUGAUGUUUAUCGCUCUGCAAUCCGACUCGAAGGGGGUGAAUUGCUGCUUAUAGAAGAGGAUGAUGUUCAAAGAACAUUGGGGAUUCCACAAGGGAGCAACGUGGUUGAGGAGGCCACAAGAUUUGAGCAUAUGGCAAAAGAUGGUGAUAGUGCAGCGUAUGCCAACCUUGUGGCCUCAUGGAGGGAGCGAUGGGGAAUUGAUGGUAAAUCCCCAAUCACAACAUCAAUGCCAGUGCAAAUUCUGAAAAGAGGAGACCAUGGAGAUAUGUUUAAACGCGACUUUGUCCUGUUUAUAGUAUCGGCAAUGCUGUGUGGCCACCAAGAUAGGUGUUGCAACUUUAGGAUUUUAAAAUCCUUGAUAGACCUUGACCAAAUCAAGACCUACAAUUGGUGUGCCUAUACACACAAGUCUAUGGUCGACUCCAUUCAAUCUUUUCAGAAAAAUGACAAGCAAUUCUUCACUGGACCCGUUGCAUUCAUCCUACUUGUGUACUUUGACCGAGUACAGUUCAAGGGGAUGAGAGUGAAUAGAACAUACCCAACCAUUGUUGGGUGGAGUGCUGAACUUGCAAGAAAAAGGGUUAGAGAAGAAAACAAAGCAGGGUCAUUUGGAAGGGGGACAGUGCUCCCUAGAAUAUCAAAACCUACUGAUAUUGCUGCUGCCACCUCCAGGCAAAAUGAUCAACCUCCUGUUGCUGCAUUGAAUAUCCCAUCAUCAAGCGUAGAUAAGGUGGCCGGGAUCCUACAAAAGUUGGCUUCGACAGUAGGAGAGUUUGGUGAGGCUAUGGCUGAAAUUGGAAAGCAAGGAGCACCCGUAAAUGUGAUGAGGAAGACAUUUUCGGGCUUAUCUAACAUGCUAAAUGUUGCCAGCACCAUAGAAGCCACUGCAACCCCAACAUCCUCCCAGCUAGACGACAUCUUCUUUGGUAGUGAAAGCUUCACUACGGCUGUGGAUGCCCUUGUCGAAGCCUUUGAAAAGACAAGGAAGCAAAUAGACCCUAAUGCCCCUCCUUUUGACUUGGGGCUAUCUCAAGCAACACAGCCAUCGGACCAAAUAGAUGCUCCGACCUUUGAUUUGGGGCUGAGUCCAUCACCAGCAGCAGCACAGCAACAGGAGGGGGAUUUAGUGCUGACUCCACCACCACAACCAGCACAGCAGCAAGGGAGUGAUUUGGGGCUGACUCCAACACCACCACCAGCACAGCAGCAACAGAAGGACAAGGAGCAGCAGCAAGACAAGGAGAAAGAGAAGGAGAAAGAGCAAGAGACAGAGGAUGAUGCGGGGGGACCGGGGAUUGAUGCCCUGGUGGAUAGAAUUGCAGGGGAAGCCACAAAAGAUGCAACAUUUUCAACCCCUGCUGUGACUAGAGUUCCUUUUCAAAGGGCUGAUUCCCCUGCUGAUGAAUUUGAUAGUGCAUUGGCCGAGAGUGAAUCGGACGUUGAGGAUGUCAUUACUAGAAAGAGGCCUCAACGAAAGUUCAAAAACAUCCCCCUCAACCUACGGUCUCCAUUCUGGAACGAGCAUGGGAUGAAAAUAAAAAAUGCCACUGUCCCAGAUAAACUCCUUUCGAACUAUGCAUUUGUACAAGUUUCUAGUGAACAUCCUAAAGAUGAGUUACUUUUCAACUUUGGUGACAUUGAGAUCACUAGGGAUCACUUCAUCUCGCUCAGUGUUGGCCAAGUUGAAAAUAUCUUCUUGGAUGUAUGGGCAUUGAGGCUCUCAAUGCUUGACAAAGAGCGUGCACCCGGGCAACCAAAGAGGGUGUUUUUCAGCACAAUUGCCUACUGGUAG
Molecule: messenger RNA, 2235 nt
Organism: Ipomoea triloba (trilobed morning glory)
Lineage: Eukaryota; Viridiplantae; Streptophyta; Magnoliopsida; Solanales; Convolvulaceae
Exons: 5
Coding region: 1-2235 (744 amino acids)
Source: RefSeq, a predicted model, not a curated record